AAAAAAGAAACCUUAAUGAAAACAGACGCGCCAUGGUUGUUUAUUCCGACUGAGCUUUGCUCGAGAGAAGAUCUGUCUCCUGUAUCAACACAGCGAAGUGAGCGUAACCUAACGGAGGGGAUCGUCAUCAUGACUACUCCAUCACCAAUCCCAAGCAAUCCAGAAGAUGAUGCCAUUCUUAAUGAUUUGUUUUCAUCUGAUCGCCAAGAAACAAUCUCCCAAAGACGCAGCUCAUGCAAGCAGACUUAUCUCAAGGGCGCCCCCAUGGACGGAGGAGACGCAGCAAGCUCGGCAGAUCACCCAGAGAAUGACCAAGCUGUGGCGACGUCGAAACGCCCUCUAUCGGCUGUAAUCAGAGAUCACAUUAUCGUGGAAGGUGAGAUGGCUGAACACAAAUCACAACCAGAUGAGGAUGUCCAGCUAAAACAACUGCAAGAAAAAGAUACCAAGAGAUAUGGGUGCGAACGCUUGAAGGAGACUGAGGAAGAUUUGGGGUUUCUUGAAGAGGAAAAUGAAAUUGAAAAUCUAGUGAAGUUGGUUCUUCAGAAAGUCAAGAUGGAAUUAAUCUUGGAGAAAAUAAGAAACUCUCUUUCUGAUGAGGGAUCACAUUCACCGCACAAUUCCAGUGGAUGUUGUACAGAUUCUUCCGAAUGUUCAAGCAGCACUGAUGAGGAUACUGGUUCUGUUGCGGUUGAGGGAAAAGAACUUCCUAACAGCAUUUCCCAUCAAAGCGAAGAGGCCGAACAACAACUUGACGAACUGAUCAGAUUCGUCAUUGAGAAACAAUGCAGAGAUUUAGCAUACGAGAAAGAGGUGUCUGAUUCUAGCUGGAUCCAUGAGACAGUGGUUGAGGGAGACAUACCGACGGAGGAUGACAAAAAGGAACCAGGGUUGGAUUUUCAAUUCCAUAGUGUCAUGCGAAGGCUUACGGUCGACAGAAUUGAGGACUGUUGCUGGGAAGAUCAGAUUGACAUCAUUGAUGUGAUUGAGGAGAUUGAGGAGGUUGCAGAUGAGGAGCAGGCAUUGGAGGGGCUGCAUGAGGUGUCUGAGGCACAAGAUGGAGUGACAGAACAGCCAAAAGAGAACAGUGAGGAGGUUAGUCAUCCAUUGCAUCACAAUGGCAGCGAAUCAACGAUGGAAGUAGCAAGAAUACCUCUAACGACACGCAAGGUUCCAGAAUCAUAUGAGGUUCAAGAGUUACAUGAUGAGGUUCAGGGGUCACAUGGUGAGGUUGAAGAGUCACAUGAUGUGCUUCGAGAGGUACGUGAUGAGGUUGGAGAUUCCCAUGGUGAGGCUGAAGAGGCACGUGAUGAGGUGAUAAGCAGGGAGGUUCGAAGCAACCAUUCAAAGGAGGCCGAGUUCUUGUUACAAGAGGUACAUGGAAAUGAGGUCCAAGUACAAGAGAGCAAAGAAGAGGUUAAUCACUUUCUACCACAGCAUGACACUGAGGCAAUGGGUGCAUCGGAGGUACCCAAUGAGGCACGAGGACUGGCGUCUAAAGAAGCGGUAGAUGAGAAUAGAGAAGUUGUUUUUGACGAUAUGAAGAUGCAGGAAGAGGAACAAGAAGAUGGGAGUUCUAGUGAGGACGAUGACGACGAUGACGAUGACUUGCUGACUAGCGGUGAUGAUGAGGAAUUGGACACCCUGGUCGGAUUUGUGAUUAACUCAGCCAGCUCGUCGCUGAUGAGCAACUUUGAUGUUUUCACGUUCAACAAAUCAUCUCACUUCAAGGAAGAAGCGGAAGUUUUAGAAGGUGAUACUGUCAAAGACGGAGAGGCGGAACCGUUGAUUUGUUCUGAAGAUAACAACUCGGGAGGAAAAACUGUCUCAGAGGUUUCUGCAACUGGUGACAUCAGUAAAGCUGAGGACAGGUCCCGACAAGACGUCGACAAUGUUGGUGACGAAGUUGGUCUAGUCAAGUGUGAGGGCACCGGGCACGAAAUAAACGAAAUGCAAUUCGGUCGCGAGUCUUUGGCAGCAAAUCUUACAGCGUCAUCAGUGGAGGCGAUGCACGUGACCACCGAUACCCAGUCACAGGACGCGACUGAGAAAUUGCUUCGCGCGCCCGAGGGUGAUUUGCCUAGCCAGGAGGAAACGUCACGCAGUCUUGACAUAACGAGCACUGUGAUUGGUCCGAAAGUCGCGCUGACUGCCAGUGACAUCGCUUCAGAUUCAGAUGACGAAGAUGAUGAUUUCUACGAGUCUGAGACAAAGCCUUCGGUUUGCAUCAGCACGGCAGAGAAUGACUGGGAGUGCUUGGCCAUACAGCAGGUCAGUAAAUCGCAGCCUCAUGCUUGGUACCCGACUUUCAACACCACCCAUCGUGGCGCAGGAGAAACAUUGAAGAAACAACAGGAGAUGGCUGGUAACCAUCUUGACGAUGAGUCAACACUGACCAAACCUUCAACGAUUCCCUCAGACGAGGAGAUAACUUCAUCGCAAUCGCCAAGCAUAUCAGACAGCACUGGAACCGCCAGCAACGCACUUUCAUCCCACAGUCAAACAGCCAAAACUUCCGCGCCCCCAGUAGUCUCUUCUCAAGCCCAUGAAGCCCACUCCGGUUCAACAGAGAAAGACAGCGGUGUGGCAGUGAUUAACGACGGCCUCCGUAAGAAGAUCCUCCACCUGGAACAGCGUCUAAAGGAACUGGCUCUGGAGUUGACAUUCCUGGGCGACAGGAAUUGGAGACUAGAGGCGUACAUCGACUGUCUCAUCAAAACUCUGGAGGUGUUGGAAGUCACAGAUGUGGUGGAUCUCGACGAGAAAACGUUGCCGCUGUAUCUCUUUAAAGUCAAAGUCAAGGCUGGCUACAAGUUGGGUUCCUAUAACGGCAUCCCAUCUCGCGCUCUAUGGAGCUACAACAAGGAAGGUCGCCCACCGCCUUACGUCGAUCUCAGCGGUUGGGGAGACACUGACAAGCCUGCCAAACGACCGGAUCCCAUUGAUUUUACUCCUACCCCGUCCUGUGACGACGAUGUUGGACUGAGUGUCUCCCAGAUGUACCGUUACGAGCGUCAGUUGGAGGAACUGUCUACUCAGAACCUGAUUCUAGAGGCACAGCUCCGGGAGGCCCAGGAGCUAGCCCAAGCCUUUAUCGAUGAUGCUUCCUUUCCGGGUGCUGAGCAAGCCAGACCGCAGAGUUUUCAGCAACAACCGCAGCAGAAGGACCAAGGCGUACAGACUGCUCCUCCUCAUGAAACUCUGCCUCAAGAUCUUGAAGUGCUUCAGCAACAGAUGCAGGAGAUGCAAGAGUAUCAUCCGGGCGGUGAGGAGUUUUGGCAGCAGCCCCAGCAACAGCAGCAGAUCUUCACCACUGCAACGCCACAGAGUCAACAACCUGAGUGCUAUGUCGUGCAUGAGGGCAAGCAGUAUCCACUGCCUCUACCGCAACACAUUCCGCCGAUGCAACACCAACCACUGACGCAACAGCAGCAGCAACAACACCACCAUUAUCAGCAGUUUCAGCACUACCAGUCCGAGCUGCAACCCAAGCAGGAGCAACUGCAGCAACCACAGCCGAAUUGGAACAACCGAGCAGUCCAGGAAGAGACCGUGCUACCGAGCGAUUGGAAUUCUAACGAAGAACUCGCUCUCUACGACCCACUUGAAUGGCCGACAUUGACCGAGUCGCAAGCCCAAAAUGCCGGCCAUCCCCAUUCCAAACUCGGCACCACAGAACCUAGACAAAACCAGCAGCCGCGGCUGCAACCUAGGCCAUUUGCAAACACUGGACCGGUUUUCCAAGUCUCACAAUCUGCUGCAACUGUCUCGUCCGACCCUACCAAGGACAAGUCGACCCUCCACUCGUCACUGGCGCAACCAGCCAGUACCGGUUCGAUUCCAAAUCACGAGCAUCGGCAAAAAGCAUCGUAUCAUCUCGAAAACAAGACUAAAAAUACUUCCAGCUGCAGCAGGGGGCGUCGAUUUGAGAGUAACAACCGAGGCCCGGCACGGUACAACCACCGGCCACUUGACCAGAGCCGAAGUGGUAUCGAUACUGUGCCGAGAGGUCAGCGACAGGAAGAAUCGAUGAGAUUCGAUUAUUGGGAUCCCCCUCUCGAUCAUCUGACCUUAUCGAUUCCAGGCGAGUUUCCCGUGAGUCUUCAAGGCGAGGCGUGGCACCACGAAAGCCCGCCUUUCCAUAAUGUCCGACUGAGCAGCGCACCUUCUCACAAUCCACCACCGCCGCAUCACUCUCGAAACAUGGACCGCAACCGCCGCUUCUUCCAAGGAGAUUCCGUCUUGGACUCGUACCGUCCUGAUUUCUCUGAGUUCCAAGAUUCCCGGUCCUUCAAUGGAGACCUCAGUGAGUCUGUAUCAGCCCCUAACCCGACAUUCAAACUCGAACCAGGUUACAAAUUCGACAAGUUUUCUUCCCCUCCUAGUACGCGUGGAUUUUCCUCCACGAGCAGCUCGACCAGCGUUGGCGGUUUACCAUACUCCAGCAGACGGCCUGACAAGCGGUCAGCGACUCCAACCAGACGGGGCAAGCCGUGGUCCAGGGCGGGAUCGCCCCGUCACUCAAGCUGUCAUUCUCCGCUUAAACCACGCGCUAACCCGGAAAAGACACACAGCGACUCUAAAUGACCAAACAGAAUAAAAAAACAAAACUCGCAAGACGUAAAGUCAUUUGGGAAUUUAUAGCUUUUGGUAUGGGUAGACGUUGUGUGUCUUAAUCUUAUUGAAUCUUAAGGAUGGGAGAUUAUUUAAAGAUGGACGAGGCAGUUAUGAAAUCGAUGCACAACGACGAACAAGAUCGAUGUAUUAAAAGUUGGCGCAAGGCUUCCGGCUGCUGAACCUCCGUGGUUUGACUGAGUGAGCAAGAAGGGAAAAGUAAGGCCAAAAAAAAAAGUCUCCGGUUUCUGGUAUGCGCGCGCGUCGCCGUAGCCAUGCGCGUCGACAAAAU
Messenger RNA from Patiria miniata (bat star), 4906 nucleotides. RefSeq lists its product as uncharacterized. Bases 16 to 4587 code for a protein of 1523 amino acids. The record is from RefSeq and is a predicted model, not a curated record. The transcript has 4 exons. NCBI's taxonomy places the organism in Eukaryota, Metazoa, Echinodermata, Asteroidea, Valvatida, Asterinidae.